AAUAUUUCUGAGGCUAAAAAGGCCGAAGAAAGUCCUCCGCUCGUCCUCGCCCGCUCGCUUGCUCCUGCCUCGCUUCUUCUAUUCCUCUCUUCGCCGCCGGCCGGCCGGCGGCCGUCGCCGCCCUCCGUCCAGGCUUUUCUCUCUCUUAUCUUUGAGAUCAAGAUGAAUGCGUGAAUGUUUUCUACCAUUCUGGUGAAACCAACAGAUCUGCCCAAAAUAAUUAGCAGGAUUUCGUAAUGAAGAAGCAUCAUGAAAGCAGUGCAUCCAAUUUUCUUGAAGGUGUAUGGUGCUUUCUACGUAAGUGCCUCUUUUCUGUGCUCUCUUUUGGUCCCAUACCUAAACAUAUUGCAUUUAUCAUGGAUGGAAAUCGUAGAUAUGCCAAGAGCAGGAAUGUCAAACAGGGUACUGGCCACAGGGCUGGUUUCACAGCUCUCACCUCUGUUCUCCAAUACUGCUAUGAGAUGGGUGUAAAGUAUGUCACCGUGUAUGCUUUCAGUAUUGACAAUUUUAAACGACAACCUGAUGAGGUCCAUUCAUUGAUGGAUCUAAUGAAGGAGAAGAUUGAUGAAUUGCUAAUGAAAGAAAGCAUUGUGAACAAAUAUGGAGUUAAAAUUAAUUUCUGGGGAAACCUGAGUCUUUUGAGCGAACCGGUACGAUUAGCAGCUGAGAAGGCAAUGGCAAGCACUGCCAGGAACACAGGACCAGUGUUUUCAGUAUGUGUGGCCUACACCUCGACAAAUGAGAUUGUGCAUGCCAUUGAAGAAUCAUUUGUGGAAAAGAGGGACAGAAUACAAGAAAGGUACUGCAAUAGUUAUGCUGAUGAAUCAAUUUGGGCAGAUAGCAUGGAUGGUGCGAUUUCAGUCACUGAUUUGGAGCAGCACUUCUACACAGCUGAUUGUCCAGAUCCUGAUAUUGUGAUGAGGACAUCGGGAGAGACUCGGUUGAGUAAUUUCCUUCUAUGGCAAACUACUUAUAGCCACUUGCAGAAUCCAGUCCCUUUAUGGCCUGAGUUCUCAUUUAGGCACCUGGUUUGGGCUGUUUUAGAAUACCAGAGGGUCUACCCUUAUCUAGAACAUAGGAGAAGCUUAAGUAAAAAGAAACACUGAGACUUGACUCUGAUGUUUAGCUUCACAGGAAUUGUACUGUAUUUCAUUACAUCGAAGUGUGUUGUAAUGACAAUGAGCCUCUAUAUCAGUCAGAAGAAAUGAGGCCAAGGUUAUCUGUUUUAAAAUGCCAUGCUGUUGCAAUUUUGUGUUGGCAUGAUUGUUUGAGGAUGGCAUCCUUGAUAAAGAGGUUUGAAAUUUGGAAAAGGAAAAUUAUUAUAUUUUUUUGUACUAUAUUACGGUGGGGAUUUGGGUGAACCUGACAGAUUACAUGUGUCAUAUGGCGGUUCCAUUGUUUUCCAUGGUAAUAUGCCCAUCCAUUCAAACUGCUUUGCUGCUGCUGCUGUUGUCAGCUGCUCUUGUUUUCUCCAAGGCUAAAGUUAUUUAAGGUUACAGUCAUUUAAUACAGUCUCUUGGUUUUCACCAUUGAGCACGUUUGACAAGUGAACAUUGUUCUUUGCUAUAAUUUAGUGCCUGUACUAGUUAAUCAGCAUAUGUUAGUUCCUUCUGCAUUUAAGGUCUCAGACAACAUGCUGCAAUAGUUGCUGUACCUUGACUUACACGGGCAUCUGGUCAAAUGAGGCAAUGGCAUGGCUGAAAAGCCUGACCAACUAGAAGAGGAACGCCUCCCUUUCAAAAUGAACAUGUUCCUUUAAGUUUCCAUCUGAAAUUUGUGAUAUUGCUUUUCAAGAACAUGAUUGUACUAAUUCUUUUUGAGAAUAUCAUUAGUAUAACGACUAGUUUCUGGCCA
Messenger RNA from Phoenix dactylifera (date palm), 1854 nucleotides. Its product is annotated as dehydrodolichyl diphosphate synthase CPT3-like. Gene Ontology annotation, biological process: polyprenol biosynthetic process. Gene Ontology annotation, molecular function: ditrans,polycis-polyprenyl diphosphate synthase [(2E,6E)-farnesyl diphosphate specific] activity. Gene Ontology annotation, cellular component: endoplasmic reticulum. Lineage: Eukaryota; Viridiplantae; Streptophyta; Magnoliopsida; Arecales; Arecaceae. The record is from RefSeq and is a predicted model, not a curated record.